Messenger RNA from Mesocricetus auratus (golden hamster), 1159 nucleotides. RefSeq names its product C-X-C motif chemokine ligand 11 (gene Cxcl11). Gene Ontology annotation, biological process: chemokine-mediated signaling pathway; antimicrobial humoral immune response mediated by antimicrobial peptide; inflammatory response. The coding region runs from base 92 to 391 and encodes 99 amino acids. The transcript has 4 exons. The record is from RefSeq and is a predicted model, not a curated record. Gene Ontology annotation, molecular function: CXCR chemokine receptor binding; chemokine activity. Lineage: Eukaryota; Metazoa; Chordata; Mammalia; Rodentia; Cricetidae. Gene Ontology annotation, cellular component: extracellular region.
AAAAUGCUCCUGGUACACUCUUGCGGUCCAGCCCACUGCUCUCCGCACAGAGCAUCAAAGCCCAGCAGCAGCAGCAGCAGCAGCCACCGAGAUGAACCUGAAGGGCAUGGCCAUAGCCUUGGCUGUGAUCAGUUGUGCUACAACCAUUCAAGGCUUCAGUAUGUUCAAAGGGGGACGCUGUCUUUGCAUAGGACCCUUAGCGAAAGCAGUCAAGAUAGCAGACAUUGAGACAGUCUCCGUAUUUUACCCAAGCUACCGCUGUGGCAAAGUUGAAGUGAUUGUUACCCUGAAAGCACAAAAUAGACAAAGGUGUCUGGACCCCAAUUCAAAGCAAGCCCGCCUCAUACGGGAAAUGUAUGAAAAGAAAUCUUUAAGGCAGCAAAACAUGUGAAAUCCUGGGAAGAAAAAGAAAAGGACUGGAAACCAGGGAGUGUCUGAUGUGAUGACUACACAUGAACUCUGAGACACGAGCCCAACCUUCUGUCUUGGAAUAUGCACCCAUAUAUUACUGCGUUACAGAAUCUCUAGGAGGUUCGAUAUGCCUAGCUAUUCUGCUUGGCCAUGAAAAUAUUUAUCUCAAAGUCACGUGUCUGUGUGUGAGCACGUUUCAUAUUACCUUCUGUGGUUACAAUGGACAUACUGUUACUGGAGCCCAGCCCAGUACUGGACUCAAAAGCAUCUAAGUGUGUAGUAAAACUCUCCCUGGAGGAUGUUUUCAUACAGAUAACAUCCCUUUCCCUACAUAGCCCCUGGCACAGAAUCAUCCGGGAAAAUGCUUCCGUUUAUCCCCUUAUUUGUUCACCUCAAGACUACCAUUCAGAAAGAUGCACUGUAGACACUUCCAGGCUCAGGGACUGAGAAGAACACUAAUGUAUCCUUAGUCAGUUACACUGGUUCACCCCCCCAUGUGUUCUGGAGGAGUUAAGAUGUGUAUUUCCUGUACAUUUCUUCUUAUCUACUUUAUCAGUGACAAUAGCCUGGAUACAUUUUAAAUAUAAAUUGUUUUUGAAAAUCUGUGCAUGCCUAUCAAUCCAUUCUUUGUGAUUCUGCUUCUGAGAAAAAUAUGUAUUUUGUAUGUUUCCUUUGUCAUGCUGUGGAUGGCAGGGAUGGCUAACUCUGGCUCUCUUUAAAAAGAAUAAAACUUGUGUUUCUCUAGUAA